Messenger RNA from Prorocentrum cordatum, 660 nucleotides. Lineage: Eukaryota; Dinophyceae; Prorocentrales; Prorocentraceae. The record is from the annotation of a GenBank genome assembly.
AUGUGGUUACGGGCACGGUGGCGGAUUUUCGUGGAAAUCGCAAACCAUUGGGCGCUCAACGAUAAGUCUUCUCGGGAGCAGGCCGCCACUGAGCAGAGGCUCGGUAGUCUCAAGAGCUUGUUCGUACUAUUCGAGGAGAUGGACCCAGGCGGCCACGGCACUCUGACUCUCGAGCGCAUGCAGGAGGCAUUGCUCGACGUGGACAGCCGCCUCGUGAGCAGUUUCCACGCACUUGGGCUGGAGGUGACAGACGUUCGCACGCUCUUUCUGCUGCUGGACCGCGACCGCAAGGGUUUUAUCAACGUCGACGAGUUUUUGCUCGGUUGUUUCCGGCUGAAGGGCGAAGCCAGGACUUUGGACAUCAUGAAGUUACAGUACCAAUGUGAGUUCAUUAUGCAUAAUUUGGUGAACGUUGUCGAUAUGUUAAGCAGAAGGGAUGUCGACAUGAUGGAGGUUGGUAGUCCAGGGUGUGUUGUGGACUCCGGCGCUGGAAGUCAAACCGACUUCAGAAAUUUCUCAGCCGCGGUGGUGAGCAAACAGUUGAGAGAGGUUCUCAAUAUGAACGGCAGUGCGGUGCAGAGCAGCGCAAGACACGAAGGCAGCGAGAGCCCUGGGCCCCGCGAGAUGCAGCGGAGGUUUCGAAGCCAAGUUACGAUGUGA